AAUUUCGCCAAUCUCUUACACUAAUCUCAUUGUAUCAAAUAAUAUGUCCUAUAGGAUGGAUUUUAUUUGUGAUUAUAUUAGAUUGUUUUAGUGGGUAAAUGGCGAGGAAGUAAUUACCUAUAUUUUAAUAACUAAUUUGGUCUGUAUAGUUUUCUUCUUUGAGCCUAAUUCUUGGAUUCAUUAUGGAACUUUGGGAAGAUAGGGAGAUUCGUUUUGAUGUCCCCAUAGCCCAAAUGAAAAUGAGAUCUGGGGAAAAAGUCAUAGAUCGGCUGGACUUUGUGGAAGAUACAAAAGGAAAUGGAGGGGACAAAGGAAGAUUGAUUGUUACAAACCUGAGAAUUCUCUGGCAUUCACUGACAGUCGCAAGGAUAAGUCUAUCAAUCGGUUUUAAUUGCAUGCUCUCCAUUACCACGAAAGUUGUUAAUUCGAAACUUCGAGGUACAACGGAGGCACUCUACAUUUUGACAAAGUAUGGAAGCUCUCGGUUCGAGUUUAUUUUCACAAAUUUAGUCGCUGGAAACACCCGACACUUUACCUCAGUCAUGGGAGUUCACAAGGCAUACCAGUCUUCUAGAAUCUACCGAGACAUGAAACUAAGAGGUGCCGUAGUCAGAGAUAAGCAGUUAAGAAUACUACCCCUUGAGUCCAUUUACACAACGGUAGACGGGAUUUGGAAUCUCUCUAGCGAUCAGGGAAAUGUUGGAUCAUUUAUAAUCACAAACAUCCGUCUGGUCUGGUACGCAGAAAUGAACGAGAACUUCAACGUCUCACUGCCAUACAUCUGUAUAGCGACGAUACGAGUGAGGGAGUCAAAGUUCGGACCAGCGCUGGUGGUGGAGAGCUGCGGUGUCAACGGUGGUUACGUGCUCGGCUUCCGAAUCGACCCUCCGGCCAAGCUGCAGAGUGUUACGAGAGAGCUCAUCUCACUGUACAACAUCCAUAGUCAACAGCCGGAGUUUGGCGUACAGUAUUCACUUAGUGUCCAGACUCCCCUGGCUGAGGAGGCUGCUGUAGUGGCAGAGGAAGUACAGGAAGUAGAUGAAUCAGCUGCUGAACUCUCUACCAGUCUGGCCACCUACUGCAGUGAAGGAGUGGACAAGGAAGAUGUGGCGCCGGUAUACAACAGUCAGCUGGGAUUGGCUAUAGAGCCGUUGCGACCCGGUUACACUCUCGCAGACUUGUGGCAGAUCACUCCCCCACCACCUCACAACCCUCACACACCCGUCUGAUGCGGCACUAGACAUUCCAUCCUCGUGGUAAAGUUGUUAACAGUUUUUAAAAUUGAAAUGGACGUAGUUCAAUUGAACCACCAACAGAUUGCGCUUAGGUAUAACACAGAUUUGUGUUGAAUAGGCUAACUUUUUAACCAAGUCAAACUGAUAAUGAUCUAUUUCAAACCCCGUUUCUUUCAACUAACUCGGUAACAAAAGCCAAGAGAUUAUUUAGAAUUUAAGACAGAAGCGCACUCUGUAAGUGGUACAUUUUACUAUGUUUUUUUAUGUUUGAUUAGAAGUAUGCUACAGCUGAUCCAUAUACAUGUCUGCUUCAGUAGAAAAUUGUCAAUUGUGUAACCAAUCUGAGUGAAGGAUU
Molecule: messenger RNA, 1590 nt
Organism: Macrosteles quadrilineatus (aster leafhopper)
Lineage: Eukaryota; Metazoa; Arthropoda; Insecta; Hemiptera; Cicadellidae
Product: Bardet-Biedl syndrome 5 protein homolog
Exons: 9
Coding region: 183-1229 (348 amino acids)
Biological process (GO): cilium assembly; intracellular transport
Cellular component (GO): ciliary basal body; BBSome
Molecular function (GO): phosphatidylinositol-3-phosphate binding
Source: RefSeq, a predicted model, not a curated record